AUGCGGAGUGUUCUCGGGGGUAAGGCGCUGGGCAAGCCGAAGGAACCACUCAUGGUCGCCCGGCGAAAUGCACGGGAGCGGCGCCGGGUCCAACAAGUCAACGACGGCUUUCUACGCCUCCGAAGUCUGGUCCCUAUGGCGCCGAAGGGCAAGAAGUUAUCCAAGGUGAAGACGCUACGAGCGGCGAUUGAGUACAUCGAGAAGCUCCAGGGAAUCCUACGGGGGUCGGAUGAUGGAAGAGCCGAGGACAAGGUUAGCCCCUCACCGGUGGAGUCGUCGGUUGCAGACGAGGAAGAGACUGAGGAAGAAGAGGUGGAUCUAGACUGGUUACCGCUUCAUGUUGUCUCGAAGGAGGAGGACGAUUUCUUGGAUGAGCUUCUUGGAUCUGAGAUUAUUUCAGAUGUUUAA
Molecule: messenger RNA, 408 nt
Organism: Branchiostoma belcheri (Belcher's lancelet)
Lineage: Eukaryota; Metazoa; Chordata; Leptocardii; Amphioxiformes; Branchiostomatidae
Product: achaete-scute homolog 1b-like
Exons: 2
Coding region: 1-408 (135 amino acids)
Biological process (GO): regulation of transcription by RNA polymerase II; developmental process
Molecular function (GO): protein dimerization activity; DNA-binding transcription factor activity, RNA polymerase II-specific; RNA polymerase II transcription regulatory region sequence-specific DNA binding
Source: RefSeq, a predicted model, not a curated record